Mercenaria mercenaria is the source of this 16728-nucleotide messenger RNA. RefSeq lists its product as uncharacterized. NCBI's taxonomy places the organism in Eukaryota, Metazoa, Mollusca, Bivalvia, Venerida, Veneridae. The coding region runs from base 60 to 4166 and encodes 1368 amino acids. The transcript is spliced from 6 exons. The record is from RefSeq and is a predicted model, not a curated record.
UACGUUACUUUUGCUUGGCGACAGGAGAUUCUUGAUAUUCAAAAUGGCUGUAAAGCAAAAUGGAAUUUGACAGCGAUAAUGUCGCCGAAAUUGAAAAAUAUGCAUUCCUUUUAGGUUCUGCAAUUAAAAACGAAGAUACAGAACAGUUUUUCAGCAUAUACGACUCCAUCAUACCCAAAGAUUUACCUGACAACCAGUUAGAAGACAUCAAGGACAGAGCAAGAAAGGUCGUUGAUUUGCCGGACGGGGAGUUUAAUAGUUUGGUAUUGAAGGCGCGUCACUUCAGUCUCGCACCCACAGGAUCAGCUAUGUCCUGCCGCCGAGAGUCCCCAGGUAAACGAUGGACGCAGCCUAGCAAGGAAGAGGAAAGUGAAGAGGAUGAUGGGAAGUUUAACUAUUGUGGCGCCCCUGGCGGUAGAUUUGACUCAUCAAGCUUACUCUCAACAAUGAAAACCAGCGCAAGGUCAUCGGAAUCUGACACUCGUAAAUUUGACGAUGAUUCCGGUGUCUGUAACUCUAGUAAGGCAACAAACAGUAUUGGAAGUCUGAGCGACCAUGAUGGUAGUGAUGAUGAAGGGAGGGGUGUGUCAUUUGAUUAUUAUCCACCACAGAUAAAAAUUCGCUCUGGCUGUGGACUAAAUUUAGAUUAUGAUGAAGCGCAUGAGGUGAAAUCUGACCAUUCCUCGCAAGAUGUAAAUUCACCUCGAAGUGACUUUUCAGAAGGAAUUGAAAUGACGACAUUUAAUAGUCGUGAAACUGCUGACGAUGAUGAUGACGAGUUUAAUUUUAGACGUGAAGUCAAUUAUCAAGACGAUUUUAAUACUUCAGGGGAAAGUGAGGACGAAAAUUCAUACAGACACAAAUACUAUAAUAUGGGUUACAGACCUUUAAGUAGGGAUGUCCCAACUUUCCAGCCUACGUUUGAGUCUUUAGGCUCGUCUUCCUUAAGUAGUAGAGAAGUUGAUAGAGGUAUAAAUUUUCCAAGUUUGAAAGAAGGGACUUCUCAGUACAGUAGGUACUCCUCUUAUCAGAAUCCUCAAUUUAGCAGUGAACGAGUUAAAAUAGAAAAAACUAGUUAUAAAAGAGACAAGGCUGAUCCUCCAUUUGGUCGCGGACCUGAACAAUUGGACAGAGUGGCCAGUUCAAUCGGGUCAUUAAUUUCCCAAGUGCCAAGUGAUGAAGUGAAAAAUAUGCCUGAGGGAAGAAAAUUAGAACCACUGCAGAGAGAAGAUCCCAAAAGAAAGAAAAAGAAGAAGAAAAGUGCUAAAGAUGAUGCGUCAGCGGCGACGGAUGAAAACGGCAACCCAAUCGAGACCCGUGGCCUGAAUCCUGUGCAGUACAAACAAAUGAGAGAGUCACCCUCGAGUGGGGGUGGCACUGUGGCUAAUCAACAAUACGAAAGUUAUGGAACCUUCCCUCUCGAACAUCUUGCUGCCAGACCUUAUACAAAUACAAAUAAAGAAACUGAAAAUGAUAUUGCUUCUAAGGCCUUGAGACGUAGAAAGAAAAAACAAGAAAAGUUAGAUCAGCAGCAGAAAAAAGCUGAAGACAUUGAAAAUUAUAAAGGCGAUAAGCCCCUUGAGGAAUUAUUAAGUUUUAUUGGUGGGCAGAAUGAUUCAAAUAAAAAGGCAAAGAAAAACUCAAAUGUUGUCGAAGAAAUUCCAAGUAAAACACAAAAAUCAAAUAAGAAAAAUAAAGACAAAAAACAAAAGUCUCCCAUUGCCUCCAGUUCGGUAGAGGAAGUAGAGGUCAAGGGGAGCAACUCUGCUCAACCUGCCGAUCUUGACAUACAAGGUGGGGAGGACAAUAUGGGAAACUCUAGUGGUAAAUCUGAAGUUGAAAUUGUGGAAAAUGGUGAUGUUGAAGGCAUAUAUUCCAAAUCUGAUAAAAUUGCUAAGUCGCCGCUCAAACAGAAUGACAAGAUUGAUGUAACUAAACAUGUCAUAUAUGCUAAAAAUGAUAAAAUUAAAGAUGUCAUUUGCAGAGAGAGUGUUAAAGAGAAAGAACCUUCGGCCACAAAUAACAAGAGAGACAUUGUAACGGGAAGUGGCACAGAGAACAAUAAAAAGAAAUCUGAUAAAUCUGCUAAAGCCUCAAAGAGUGAUAAGGCUGAAAUGCCCACAACUAAAUCGGAAGAUUCAUUGAAAUUGGAAGCCAGUUUACCAAAUAAUGUAACAGUAAAACAGAAAAAUGCAAAAAACAAAAAGAACAAGUUGUUAAGCCCAGCUGUAAAGGUUGAUAACGAACUUCCAGCAGCUGAUUUGAAUCAUCAGCCUGUAUUAGCUGGCUUCCCCACAGCAGAAAGUUUAGUUGAUGAUCAAUUCAUAUUCACUGAUUUAGAGGUUCCUGAAGUUCCAAAAGAGGAUGAAUUUCAAGUAGUUGGUAAGAAAAAGAAGAAAGUUACCAAAGAAAUCAGUCAACAAAAUCAUUUUGUGACUAAUAAUGGUUAUAUUAAACCAGGUCGCCGACAUGAGGAGAAACGUCAAGUUCCUUUGCAUUCAAGUAACAAAGCAUCUGUGCCUAUUGUUGCUCCAAUGUCAAUGGUUGAGGGCAACACUCGUUUACGAGAUUUAAGUCCAUCGGCAUUUCCAGCCCUUACAAGUGGUAAAGGUAGACAAUCAGUGCAGGAAGGUCGGCGAAAUUCGACUGGUGAUGUUCCCAUUCCUUCUGGUUUAAAAUCACAGGAUGAUAGCGACCUUGAAUCGGUUAAGUCACUUCCUGCCACUCAAGGCAGUCAAGCUGUUGACAGUAUUCUGUCACCAAGACUUUCAUACGCAAAGAUGGCCGCCGGACCAAAAGUUCCGGACUCAUCUAGCUCAUCAGAGAAACGUUCAUCUCUGGAUAGUGAGGAUAGUGAACAUGAUCACAAAAUGUCUGUCUGGAAAGGCAGCCCUACUGAGAGAAGACAUUCAAUAGGUUCUAGUCCAGAGGUAGUGAACAAAGUGGCUGGUGUUCAAGCCAGUGCCGCUACCGCCACUGUGAAGGCAGGUAGCCAAGAACACAUUGUUGCAGAUGUAGUGGUAAACUUGGAGAAAGAAGUUGCAGUUAAUGCUAAUACUGUAACAGCAUGGGGAGGGGCAAACUCUGAGGUUAAAAAUCUUGAAGAGGGUAUUUGUGUGCUAAAUAAAGAAAAUGCUUCACCUAGUGAAGCUAACAGAACUGUCAAAAUAAGUCCAGUUCAAACCAAGUCAUCAAUAUCACCAAACAAAAGUGCAGACAAUGCUGUGAAAGCUUAUAGUGUAGGUAAUUCACAGCAAGUAGAAACAGGUAAACAGUUGCAGUUGUGUAAUAGCGAACCUGAAACGAAUUCCACUUUUUCAGUUAAUAAAAAUAGUAUUGUAACAAAUUCUAAUGUGCAUAAACAUGAAACUAGUAAAAGUAAAACUUGUUCUAAUGGUUCUAAUGGUAAGAAACAGAAAUCUGUGAUCUUCUUAGAUAAUCGAGUAGAAGAGACUCCAGAAAACUUAGGCAUAUCCUUUGGUUUCGAAAUAGAUAACUUAGUUAAACCAGGAAAGUCCGAUUCCGAUGACUCUGUUAAAAUUAAUAAGUCAGAACAAGGAAUGCAGAAAUCUGAAUGUAAUGUAGAAAGCGAAAAUGUUCAAUUUGUCGAUUUUAUUUAUUCCAAUGAUUCAAAAUCAGAUCCAAAGGAUUCUAGUGUUGUUGUUGUCACAGACGAUAUUGUUAGUAGCACAUCUUCCAAUUCUAGUGUGAUAUCUAACCAUAAUAGCAACACGGGCAAAGCUAAUUCAUCUUGUUCAAAUAAUGAAAUUGUAGACCCAGUGAAAACUAUAGUUCGCAUGAACGGAAUAAUUCCUCCUCAGGGUCAUAGUUCAAACCUCUCAAAAGAAGUUAAGGAAAAUGUUUCGGUAACUACGGGAGGUUCAGGAGAGCAAGUGGAAACUGAACAAGCCAUUCCAGACACAACUGAGGAUAAAGUGUGUGUGUAUUACGGUGAAAGCGUUGUAACAUUAAAAAAGGAUAUAGUUGUGCCAAGUCUGAAGAACGGGCCCACAAGCUAUUGUGGCCUGGUGCACUUCAUUCAGGAGACAGAAUUGCGCAGUAAUUUCAAUGUGGCUGAAGCUGCAGUAUUUUUAACUAAAGAAUGGGACAGAACAGUACAGAUGCAAGAUAAAGAGCCACACAGUGUCAAAGUUCAUCAAGACUAAAAUGUGCUGCAUGGGAGUAAUGGAUAUACAUGGACAUGUGUUAAAGAAAAAGAUUGGUCUUCAGAUCCAUUCUGUGAUGUUAUUUUCACUGUGUCAGGAUUUAUAUGCCUGCUUUAUAAGGUGUAUAUGCCUGCUUUGUAGAGAGUUAGUAUAUGCCUGCUUUGUAAGGAAAAAUGUCAGUUUUGAAAGGAGUUUACACAAUAUGGGAGGAAAAAAACGCCUGCUUUGUAAAGCGUGUGUACACCUGCAUUGUGAAGAAAAUACUCCUGCUUUGUAUGGAGAGUACACCAACCUUGUAAAGAUGGAUUUCCAGCGGAUAUACAGGAUUUUAUACUGCGAAAUUUAUAUCAUUUUGAAGUUAAAAAGAAGCUUGUUUGUGUCCAUAUGCAAUUGAUUUCAUCCAUGAAAUGACAUAUAUGUGUGUAGAGUUGGGCUGUAUGUUACAUGCUUAAACUAUGUCAUAAAGCUUGGUUUUGCCAAAUUUUAAGGUUAAAAAAAGUGUAGAAAAAAAAUUUAGAAUGUAAUCAGAAUUGAAUAUUUAUACAUAUAACAAAAUAUGAAAAAAAAUCAUAGUAUUUAUGUAAGAUGUUAUUAAUUAAUUAAUUAAUACUUUCUUUUUUGCUACAAGGAUAUGGAUAUUAUUUUAGGACAGUAUACUUACUUUGUUUGUGUUAGCAUUUUGUUGGCUAGUUAAUCAUGUCUAAGCGAAUUGCCUAAAAUUGUGCAUACUUCAGUGCUUGGAAAUAACCGAUAAUGUUGAUACUUUCUUUUAUACAUCUUUUUCCUCUGGUUUUGCUAUGCAGUAAAUUGUUGUAUACAUGAGAAGAAAUUAUGGCGGCUUUUAUUGUGUUCCGAACAGACAGACAAGAACUGCAUUUCAGGCUUUGUGCAGUAAAUUGUCUUUUACAAUAUUGAUUUUCGUAAUGAAAAGACACAAAAAAAAGAAAACUAUUGCAGACUUUGAAGGAUGAAAAGCAGCAUUACUGGUACAUCAUUUCCAAGAAUAUGUGCGGAAUGUGUGAAAAAAAAUCGCCAUAAACACAUCAGAUCAAAUGAUAAAGAAUUUAGUGAUAAACGAAUGAGUGAAUCAUGUAACAUAUGUAAGUUAGCUUGUCUAUUGUUGUUCUCACUGCACACAGCUUACAGUUCAAAUAGGUUUAUAAUGCCAAAAUAUUUGGCAAGACUUACAUCUCUGAUAACUUGCACAGUCAAUGCUGUAUAACAUGGCUACAGAAAUGUAUAAGAAGUCUCCUUAUACUAAUCAGUUGUACACAUUAUUCCAUUCACGCAAAAAUGCCAUUCCUUAAACAUGGUGCUAUCUGAAAGAAAUUUCAUCCUUUUCUCCUUUUUUUUAGCUGUGAUUUUAAUUUCCAUGUUAAAAAAAGUUUGAUUUCCUGGGAAAGCUAUUGUUUUUGUGUUUCUAGAAAAAUAAUUCACCAUUUCUUGUUUAACAAAUUUAGAGACAAAUUAAGAGGAAGAAAGAAUGUAACCAAUUUAGGAGUGAUCUCAUUUCAUAUCAAGAAUCUUUCCAAUUUCAUGACAUUAGUGAAUGCCAGGGGAAGUCCCUUCAUCCGGUUAGUACUAUUCAUUUUUCCAAGUUAACCCUUUCCCACAUGGAUACGUUUAUCACCGUAUCUAUCGAUUACCGAACAGAAAUGUAUUGACCCGUGUCUAUCGGUUCCCCGAUAGAAACGUUUUAUACCGAUUAACGGCCAUUUGAACAGAAUCGUUUUAUCCCGUGUCUCAUAAUCAAUCGCUUUAUUUUCGUUCUUUUCCUAAAGAAACAAAUUCCGGAUGUUUACUAACUCAAAAUAUGGGAUUUCGUCAUCAUUAUUUACGUAAAAGAUCAUGUGGUUACUAUUUAAAUUUAUCGAGUACUUUGCAAAGAAAGACACCGGGGUUUUUUCCUACAUGUGCACGACGCUACGUCAUGGAAAAUUACUGAGAAACUGCUUGCAACUAGCCGUUUCGCGGGGCUUUCCUCGUUCUAAAAAUAACAACCAUUUAACAUCAAAGUAUUUUUAAAUGUGUUAGGUCAUGAAGAUCACGCGUGAUACAUGCAGAUUUCCCCUAAACAACAAUUUGUGUAUACGAUGGCUUGGAAUUUAUGGCCUUACAUAAUGGGAAGUGUUAAUCAAAACAGAAGGACCGCGGCUUUCAAAUAUUUUAUGACACCCCAAGAGUUAAUUGCUGCGGAAGUCACCCGUGAUGUACCGACGUUUGAUCAUCAAAAUAUUACGUAAUAUUAUCUUAAAAAUAUUUAAUUUUUAGCACAAGAAUACUGUAGUCGGUUACGAGUCUUGAACUCCACGAUCUUUUUGCACUUUCAGAAAUUUUACGAUCCGUUAUUUUUGUAGUGUUAUUCAGUUUGAUGGUUGUUUUUUAUAUAAAUACUUACCGAUUCCGAUUCGGAAGAUAAGUCUAUUAACUAUAAAUCAAACUUUCAAACAUCAAAAUGAAAUUGUAUAUGAAUUUCAAUGUGAAAGUAAUCCAAAACAGAAUUUUAUGCCUAAAAAUAUAUAUUCCCGUACUUUAACACUUUAUAUCUUCGAAACUCAAAGAGAAACUACAAUAAAUUUUGUAUCAUCGGAAAGAGAAUUUAAAUUGCUAUAAACUUUAUAUGACAAAAAUAAUGUCAAACUUACAGAAAAUAUUAAAAUAAUGACAUUUUUAACAUGUGUGUGUGUAAUCACAAAAUAAUGCCAACACCUCUGUUCAGAUAAGACAGUCACCUUUAUCAGCCAUAUACCGAUUAUUGAUUAUUGAUUAUCACUUAUCAGUGUUAUGUAAAAGAGGUUACUUUGGCUUCUGUUCUGUGUGGUAAAGGGUUAAUCAGUUCAGAGCAGUCAAGGUCAUUGAUCAGUCAUAAUUAGAUCCCAGUAAAAUUAUGACCGAUUUUAGUCCCAGUGGUUAUUUCUUAGGACUUGGGAUGAAUGAACAAUAGGCUGAUGUCUAGUGAACUGAUCACAAUUCUGUCUAAUUUUAAAUCAUUGUAUACAUGCUCAUUAAUAAAUGUAUCUUGCAUCAUUGUUAUGAUGUUGGACUUUUGUCAUUUACGAAAAUUUUUCAUGAUUAGUGGAUUCAUUCAUGAUUCUAUUCAGUUAGCACACUACUGGUGGCCAUGUAAUCCAGGAUUGACUGUAGCUUGUUUUCUUUAAAGAAAGUAUUCCAAAAUGAAAGACAACUCCGUCAGUAGCUUCAUGGUGCCUUGCUCUUCAGUUUUGUAGAAAAUGUGAUUUCUUGCAUAAAAAUGAAACAGUUCACAUUUGUUUAUUUUCAGCAUAUAAAUAUUUUUUUGUCUUUAGGGACAUACAGACUUUUCAUUUUCUUUUAUCUGUAGUUUUCUGUAAUUUUCUAAAAUUUGAAGAGGGAAAUUUGUACAUUGUACUACGAAAAUAAGAGUUUCUUUUUUUCAAAGCAUCGCCAUAUAUUAACUUAAAUCACAGUGAUUGUGCAAAUGGCGCUUGCAUGAAUGAGAAAGUAAGACAUAAUCUUUGGUGGCAUAGCGAUUUUUUAUUUUUGUUUUGCCUGAUUACUUUCAGUAAUGAGAAAUAGGGAAUUCUCUUAUUAAGUAACUGUAAAUCUUUAAUGAAAGUUAUAGUGUUUCUAAAGUGUUUAGUCUAAUGAUAGAGAGAAUGAGAUUUCUAAUACUUGUACACAUGAAAAUGCUUGACGGCCACCUGCAAAAGAAGGUGAUGAAUCAGGUCUACAUCAUAUUGUCUCCCUUUAUUUCUAGCCUGCACCAAAAAAUGAUAGUAGGAAAUACUUGCCUGUAGCAAUGGAUAUCUAGUGCCUCCGUGGAGACUCUUCUCCACAUCAUAGCUAAAACAUUUGUAAGUCUAUACCUUUAAUAGUAAUAAAUUGUGUAUGUAGCUAUAAGUAACUUGUACAUGUUCUUCUUUUUUCCCCUCUAAGUUGGGCUUUGUCUAAAUUCUAUUAACAUUUCAGUUUCUAAAAUGCUUUAAAUGUGCGUUGGAAUGUACUUUUAUUUGAUUUUUUAAUGGUUAUUUGAAACUUUCUGGCAGUGUUUAAAUUUCAUUUUACAAUUUUAUCUGUUUCCGAGGUACAUUUGAUCAUGACAGAAUAUGAAUAAGUAAAUAGACAUUAUUUCCAAAAUAUACAUAAAAAAGGAACAAAAGUAUAUAAAAUAGCUAUAAAAACAUCAAGAUGUGCACUCCAUCAUAUUAUAAUGUAAAAGAAAUCUAAAAAUCUCAGGCGUUGCAUAACUUUUUAAAUUUCCAAAAUAAACACUAUGACAUCGUGAUUUUGCAUGUGACGUUGCUAAAUGCACAGGUUAAACUGGUGUUAUAUGAUAAAAAACUACUGGAAAGGCAUGAGGUAAAAAGAAAUUUUGUUUGUUUUACAUGCAAGAUUAAAAAGUAUCUUUAUCUUAUGAAUACCAGGUUAUAAAAUUUCAAAUGUUGCUAUGCCACUAGUGAAUAAAUUGCAUCUGUGUUGUAAAAGAUAUUUCGAUCUUUACACUCGUAAAAAAAAAAAAAAAAUCUUUCAUAUAAUGAAAAUUCUAAAUAUGGUAUGUGAGAUAGGGCCAAUCGAACUACCCUAAAGUGUAGUGUCAUAUGGUCAUGGACAGACUAAUUUUCAGAAUUUCCAAAGUCGUGAUGUGAGCUGCGCCAUGAGAAAACAAACAUGGUGGUUUUGCGACCAACAUGGAUCCAGACCAGCCUGCGCAUUCGCGCAGUUUGGUCAGAAUCCAUGCUGUUCGCUAAUGGUUUCUCUAAUUGCAAUAGGCUUUGAAAGCGUAUAGCAUGAAUCCUGACCAGACUGUGCGGAUGCGCAGGCUGGUCUGGAUCCAUGCUGGUCGCAAAGCCACUAUUUUGGUUUUCACAUGGCACGGCUCAUGUGUCCAUACCAAUAUGAAAUCUCAGUCUCCCUUAUCAUCAUUUACUAAAUGUCCCUGAUGGUUUUUUGUUACAAUACAAAUGUUGAUGGAACUUAGGCCAAUGUUACGUGUUGAUACAUAAUUAUGCAUUGAAGAAUUGUAUAACAUUUGAGUUGUAUUGUAGAAUUAUGUUACUAUUUUGCACUGUGAAACAAUGUGCUGCCUAUUUUUUUUUAUUGUGAAAUGAGCCACACCAUGAAAAAAACCAACAUACUGCAUUUGCGACAAGCAUGGAUCCAGACCAGACUGCGCGGAUGCUCAGGUUGGUCUGGAUCUAUGCUGGUUGCAAAUGUAUUAUGUUAAUUUUCUCAUGGUGCGGCUGAAAUAUUUCGAAGAAGAAUAUUCAGGUGAUACUUGUUAAAUUUUUGUUGUUUGUUGAGAUGUGAUAUAGGUAGAGAGAAUGUUGUUGAAAAGUUUCUACCACCAAUGUUACUCUGUAGGAGUCUCUGUUGUUUUGUUUUUUUUCUGAGAAAUUACAGUUCCAGACAACUAGUCCCAGUUUUUUCCAGCCCUUAAGCAAAACUACAGAUUAGAUGUAAAUACUAAAAUUACCCAGGUCAUUGUUGUAUAGACUUGCAGCAUCAACAAGGCUAGUUAAUAUCAAGCAUUAGACUACUGAAGCGAGUUUUGUCAGUGUAAUUAGUCCAUAUUUAGGAGGAAGAUUCCAGAAUGGCAUCCGUCAUAUAUUGUGUACAUUCAUUGACUACUUCAAAAUGUAUCUUAAAACUUGUUCCUAAUUUGAUGUUAACCUGCACAGAUAAAACAUAAUGGCCUGUCCUAUUUAAUGACAAGUACUUCAUGAUUAAGCCCAUAUUUUUUAAAACUUCAGAAUAUGCUUGACAAAAUCGGCAAAUUGAAAAAGGUAAGGUUGUGUGCUUGAUCUUUUGCUGGUUUAAUCUAUAAAAUGUAAUUAUUUAAGGUGUCAAGAUUUUUAAUGUCUUAUCUAAAUUUAGAAAGAUAGUGAUGUUGCCGUUUUAAUAAAUUUACUCAUAGGUUGCAUUUAAUUCAUACAAUGAUUUUCUUUUGCCAUACCUAGUUCGGGCUUUAUUCUACAUUAUAUGGAUAUAUACAUUAUGCAAUUACUAGCAGUUUAUCAAACAUGCCAGACUACCUUAAAUGAAAGGUUGUCACAUGUUGAUGAAUUCUUUCAAAUCUAAGAGUGGACUUUGUUUCAGACAGUCUACAGUGAUGUUUCAUUCAACAUAACAGGGGGUUAAUGAGUGAAAAGUGUGAAUUAUCAAACUGAGAGCAGACUGUUUUUGAACUUUAUUUUUGUUACCAAAGAAUUUCAGUAACAUAACAUUAAACUUGGCGAUACCUGCUCAUUUCAGCACUAAAAAGGCUUUAAUAUCAAGUAUACAUUUAGUUAGAUGUAAUCUGUUUGGCAGAUUAAUGGAUGAAAAAAUAUUAUCUUUUCUAGACUGGUGGCCACACUUCACUUACAAAUUGCACUUCCUGUGUUUUUCUUUUCUUUGAUACUUCAUUUGGCAUUAAAAUUUGAAGCUGAGAAUAAUAUAAGCCAAUUUUCAAGACUCGCUGAUGUUUAGUCGAGAUGGAUGAAAACUAUGUUGUUAUUGUUUCAUUUCAAAAGCUUUCCUGAAAAUUGUUUUCCCUUAGAAAUACUUGUUUUUAUUUGGAAAGCAAAGAGACGCCUUAAAUUAGGUUUGGGAGAAUUCUUUUUCCUUGUAAAUAGCUCAAGAGAGGCAAAUAUUGAUUUGUUCAAGAACAAAUGCCAAGGUAUCUGAGGUUUCCGUUUUAUGUUGUUAUUAAAGAGCUAAGUGUUUCAUAAUUCAUGUUGGAAGCAGGCAGAAAAUUAAGCAGUUAAUUGGAAUAAUUUAAUACAUUAAAAUCAUUAAUAUUCAUGGGGUACUAAUUUUCAUGGAGUUCGUGAUAAGAGCAAUGUACAAUAUAAAUUCUGGGGGAAAAAAUAAAAUUCCCAUUAAUUCAAUCUUAAAGGGUAAAUUAAAUAUCCACAAAUUCAUUUCUCCAUGAAAUUUUCGUGUUUUGCCUUAACAGCGAAAUUUAAUACCAACAAAAUACUCUUGAUAUCACAGUAUCUGAGUGGAAUUCAUUUUCUAUCACAAUAUGACAGUAAAUGGGGUUUUUUUUUUGCUAUGCUGAGUGUUUGUCCACUGUCUCAUACUUAAAACAUUCUCAGGUUUUGCGAAAAUCAGAUUGACACUUUAUAGCAAAUGAAGUCAGAUUUACGUGACUGCUUUAGUUUGAGAAAGUGCUGGACAUUUAUGUUGUGGUGGUCUAAGUUGUUUAUGAAGGCUGUAAAAAAAAAAUAAGCUUUUUACAAAAGAUACUUUUUACUAUUGAUUUGUAGGUUUGAAAGAAGAAGACUUCAGAAAAUUCUACAAUUCUAAAAUUACGUAUUUGCAACGCUGUACUUUUCUCUAGAGUUUCCAACAUUGCAUUAUUUGUUUUAACAUAGCAUCCUACCGUGAAGAAUUAUGUUUAAUUUUGUAUUGUUUUUGGAAUUCUUUCUUCGAAAAAUUGUUAUCUGGUAAAAAUGAUUGGACUAAUCAGAUUUAUGGGAUUAUGGUAUUUAAAUAUCAAAGUGAUCAUAAAACAGGAAAUGAGUAUUCCCUUGGUGCAUAUUAUUUUCAAAUGUCAGAGUUAACAUUCAUAAAGUUUAUUUUGUUGGAAAGAUUAUUGGAGAUUAUUUGCGGCAAUAUAUAUGCAUGAAGUUAUAUCUGCAUCUUCUACGAUUGAUACUAGAAAGUCACCAUGUUAUCUGAAGCGUUUUGGGGCAACUUAAAACCAAAUAAGACAAAAGAGAACAAAUUUAAGUAAAAAGCAGAAUCAGAUGGUAGAUAAGAAACCAGUGGCUGCGAGUUUGCAGCCACUCCUCUAACUAGUAAGAAUUCUGAUGUUAUUUAAAAUCAAGUUUAAUAUUGUACCUUGCGCAUAAACAAGAAAAAAGUUCAGAAAAUAAGAGUAUCUUCUGUAUUUUACCACCUCUGAUUCAUGUGGGAAAGUUGGCAACUACUUGCGGAGAACAGGUUUGUACUGGUACUGAAUCCAGGAACACUUGUUAGGUCAAGUGCUCGCCGUUACAUGACUGAAAUACUUGUUCAAAAAGACGUUAAACCUGAACACACACACACACACACUGUUGAAAAACGGCGUUAAACCCAAAACAACAUCUGUAUUUUACCCUGUCUUGUAUCUUGCACUAUGACUUGCAUUCUUCUAGAGGAUUUGAGUUGCCCAUAACCUAGUUUUGGCAACCAGUUCAUGGGCAGAAAGUUUUCACUGUUGUUAAACUCGAGACGCAUGAAGACUUGGUUCAGUUAACUGUCUUUACCUGUAGAAGAUUCUGUGAAUAAUCAGGGGCAACAAUGUAUGAAUAACAAAAAAAAAUGAAGGAAAAUAAUGGCAAAAAAGUCUCCAUUUCUGUUGCAUAUUUUUUCCAUCAAAUGAGAUUAGGAUUCCCAAUUUGCUUCAUGGAGAAUGAUAUUGAUGCAAGGUAUUCUAUAUUUUACUUGCAAAAGUUACUGUUUUAGAAGAACGUUAGCAGAUAAGACGAUUUCUGUAUGGUAGUCUGGUGCUGGAAUAGUUUGUAGAAAAUAUUAACAACAAUUGUAGCUGUAGAUACAUGUAUAUGCUGGGGCUGGAAGCAAGGGAAGUUACUCGGCUCUCACCUCUUCCUUCAAUUACAUUUACUACCAAAAAUAUGAUUUUUGUCUCAUAUGUUCCUUUAACUGUAGCAUUUCUACUGCGUUUUUCUCGUGUGUGAAAAGGACAUACUUCUAAUUUGUGUCAGUUCUUUGGUUUUUAUUUAUGUCUUGAUAAAGCUAGAAAUUGCCUUUCCCUUCAAGCCUUGUAGCUGUAUCUGUGUCCAGAAAUACAAAACUGAAUUUGGACACCAGUCUCAAAACUAUAACAUUUGAUUGGUUGAUUCUGAGCAUGCCUUUGAAAUUGACCAAUGGCAAGCUUGGAUUCAUAGACUGGUUUCCAAACUCAGUUUUUGUAACAUAGGAUCCUGUUCACUUACACAUCAUGAGUAAGAUUUUCAUUACCACAAACCUGCCAAGUAACCAAUAUCAUGUGGAAACAUUUGUUAAGCAGUGUUUUACAUAAACUUUAUGACAUUUUGUAUCAUUGUACAUGUAUGUUAGUUUGUUAAAUUGUUUAUGUUUGAAUAUAUUACUGUUUUCUGUAUGAAUGUUUUAUGUGUGUAUGGAUGAAUAUUUUGUUAUUUUGUAAAUUGUAAAAAUAAAUUAUGUUGGUAUUUAAACUUUAAUUAAUGUUGCCUUCGGGCAAUUACUGUGGGUUAUUAAACAAGUUUGGUUUGUUGAGGUUUUAUGUGAAUUGUAUAAAAAUGAUAGUUUACCAUGUUUAAGUUAAAGCAAGUACCAUGUACCAGUAUGUUUUGUAAUUUACAGUUCCUGGUAUACCGAGAGUAAGAAAAUAAACAUUUAUAAGAAUUGUCUCCCCUGCAUUUGGAAAAAAAAAGUCCUCAAGUUUUAAUGAAUGAAAAUUAAUUUGUUAAUUGCAUUUUAGAAGACAUUUUUUCAUGGUUUUUUCAGUAGUAUAGUGCAGAUAGAACUGUGUCUAUAAUGAUCUCUAUGUACUUUGGUUUGUUUAUUUACUUUAUGCAUUAAUCUUGUACAGUUGAAUUCCAUUCGUAUCAUUCAGGAUUUUUCUGUUCUACAUUUGAUCAGUGUUGUCAUUUAGGAUUUUUUCAUUUGUUAAAAAAAUCCAUUUAUCAUCCUAGGAUUUUCAAUGCCACCUCAGAUUUUUUGAAUGCUAUGUGCUAUGUGACCUCAUGGUUGAAAGUUGUGAUGUCAUUGCGUUCUAUGUUUAGAUUUAUAUUUAAGUCACAGAAAAAAGCAAAUGUCUAACCUCUAAGCAGCACCAUUAGUAUUUGGUUUUGUUUUCGAUUCUCCGUGGAAAUGUAUGUGGAGUUGGUGAGUGAAAAAUCCGGGUUUUGUAGGUGCGAGCCAAGACCUCAUAUCUAUCAUACUGACUGCACCUUUUUCCAUGGAGGGUCACUAACAAACCCAGUAAUUGAUAAGUUUUAUGAACUACUUACUUUAAGUUGAAAUGAUAGUCUACUGACACGCCACAAAAAAUAUGAGGGGGUAACCAUUUCAACCACCUUUAAACUUGUGACACUGCUAGAAUCUUAUGGAAGAUAAAAUAGUAUUUACUGUAGUAAGAGACCUCAUAGGUAAAGGUCAUAUAUCGAAUCACUUGCCCCUCACCUCUGUAAGUUCAAAACUUUUCUUCGGAUGUAGAAUUCUUUCAUGCGAGGAAGUCAUCCAACAGGCUUAUGGAGGUCAGUAGUUUUGCCUAGGUCCUCGCCCGCGGCUGAAAUAAUGCCCAGAGGGGACACUGGGAUCUUUCUCCUUUAUGAAAAUCUGGAAUACCAUAUUAUUUAGAAUUGUGGUGGAAUAACGUUAAUCCCAGCAAAAUAAGUAAAUUACUGUAAUGGUGGGUGUACUGAUUAUGGAUAAUUUCCACUAUGCAGCCAUCUUAAACAGCCAACGGAAAAUUGGAAAUAUUUUGGCUUUUCAUUAUACAGAUACCUCUUAAAAAGAGGGUCACCAUAUUCCAGUAUUGUGUGCCUGUUUAAGAGGGAAAUGCUUGUCUUAGAUCAAAUUAUGUUAAAUAUUUUAGUUUAAAAGUGAACAAAUUAUGUUAACACUUUUUUCAUGUCAAAAAAAUAAUAAAAGCAGUAGUAAGCCAUUAAUUAGGUCAGAAAGAAAAAAAUUAUUUGUUUCUGCCAACACUUUGGACAAAAAAAUUAGGUAAAAAAAAUUUAUUUUUUUUCAUAAUGGAUGUAUUUUGUAAUAGAUAGUGAAUAUUGUUUACCAAACAUGGUAACUUACAGUUGUUUUGUAUGAAAUUCCUGUAAUGGAAAUAGAGGAAUUCAAAAUUUUAAUCAGUUGUUGUAAUAACUAACACUUGUUUCUUUGACAACUUUUGAACAAAAAAAUUCAGGGCCAACAAUAAAAAAUGGUCAUUUGGGUUACCAACAAUAAAAAAAAAGGUCAAUUCAGUUACCAGAAACAAGCAAGGUUUUUUCAGGCCUAUGAAAUGAGAUACUUUUAAGCUUUAUAUGCGAGAUAGUAAAAUAAAGUAAAAUAAUUGUUAAAUGUUGUACAGCUGGUUCGUUUGCUUGACUUGUUUGAAAGUAUUCAAGUGUUGAUAUUUAAUGUUUAACAUAUUAGUAUGUAAAACAUGAUUUGCCCUCAUUAUUACACAUGCAUUAAAGUUAUAAAACUUCACGGUAGGUUUAAUUUUUCAAAAGGAUUUUGUAUAGAUGUUUUGUAGAUUACAUUAAAUAUGUCACUUUUUGUGUUAAUUUGAGUAGAUUUAUUUUUGAAAAUUUAGUGUUUUCCGAGACUUAAAUGAUGAAAGCUCAAUACGAAACUUAAUGGGCAUAUUGUAACUGUUGCAGUUACAUUUAAUCAUAAAAUGAGCCAUACCAUAAGAAAACCAACAUAGUGUGUUUGCGACCAGCAUGGAUCCAGACCAGCCUGCGCAUCCGCGCAGUCUGGUCAGGAUCCAUGCUGUUCGCUUUCAAAGUGUAUUGCAAUUAGAGAAAAUGUUAGCGAACAGCAUGGAUCCUGACCAGACUGUGCGGAUGCGCAGGCUGGUCUGGAUCCAUGCUGGUCACAAACCCACUAAGUUGGUUUUCUCAUGACACGGCUCAAAUGUUGAGGAGAGGUUUAACAUGUUGGAUGAAAUGAAACAAGGGAGGUUCUGGCUAUAUUUGCACAGUAAAUGAUAUUUACAACUUUGUAUUGUGACCUUGACCUCUCGAACUUCUAAUAUUGCGGUAUUUGAGUACCGCAUGUAUAAUGCAUUCAUAGCGACCCCCAGUGUUGAAGUUGCAUUGAAAAGCUAGUCUUUUUGUAAGAAAAGCUUCUGAAAAAAUGGUAUUGUCUUGUUACACAUUUCUAUCACAUUUCAUGUGUAAAUUAUGUUUCAAAUGAGCAAAUUGAUCUUUUUAUAAGCUCAAACCUUCUUUGAGGAAUUUGUUAAAUCAAGUAAAAUUAUUAAAUGAUUAUGUCUACGAUAAAGAUUUUUAUAAGGUGUCAGAUGUGGGAUAAUUAAUAAAAUUUAAUGUUACACGUUAUAAUUGUGACCCCGUCUUAUAGGUGAACUACCUUAUAAGUGAAUAAAUGGGCUAAUUGUUGAAAUAAUUAUGAACAACUUCUAACUCCAAAUUUUUGGAGUAUUGUUACACGUUAUAAUUGUGACCACAUCUUAUAGGUGAACUACCUUAUAAGUGAGUAAAUGGGCUAAUUAUUGAAAUAAUUAUGAACAACUUUUAACUCAAAAUUUUUGGAGUAUUGUCAGUUUGAAAAAGCAGGUUUUUUUGAAUCAUGUCAAUGAAAAAUAAAUAUGUUUCUUUUACGAGAAUAAUUCCUUCUGAAAAUUGGAACAAAAGGCCAAUUAAGAUAGUAUUGUUCAAGUUUGAUUAUAGUUUAUGUUAGGGUUUAUUAGUUAGAUCAUAUUGUAUUGUAUAUGAAAAGCAUGGUCUCUACCUUUUCCUGUACUGCGAUAAUUUGAAAAUGUCUAUCACUUGAAAAUACAUUACAUGUGUAUAGAAGACCCGAUGAGAAUUGAUUCAUUUUGUAAAGAAGCUUUUCUACAAUUGGAAGACUAUGUCAAAGUUGAAUAAACUUAAUAUGAAUGUGA